AAGCAGACUGUUGAGGGAGACGAGGGACCCUAAGCCAGCUGUUACCUUUCCAUGUGGAGGCGACACAACAACAACACAUGGUGGCAGACUCUCCCUGCUCGACUCUCGUCACCUACUAGACGUCUCCUGGGCUGCUGGACUGUACUCGUCACCUGCUAGACGGACAGCAGCUGGUGUAGUGACGAGGGUGGACGUGGUCUUCGUCCAGUCACGCCACGACUUCUUAAUCAUACGUUGAUCUUUGGAGAGAAGAUACGUUAAAUUAAGUCAUAAUGGCAUCAUUAAAGAAUGUGAUGAAAACCCAGCGUGUGCACAGGGAACGACAUCAGCCUCUUGCCCGUCAGCACCUGGGUGCCUUAGAGAAGAAGAAAGACUACAGGAUACGAGCAAAAGACCAAAAUGCAAAGCGAGAAGCAAUAACAACUCUUCGUAAGCGAGCCCUGAACAAGAAUCCUGAUGAAUUUAAAUACCAUAUGAUAAACAGUGAACUAAAGGAUGGCAUACAUUUUGAAAAGGUUGAAAAUGAGGAGCUUGCUGUAGGUGAUGUUGCGCAGGACUUGACAUAUGUCACUCAUCGUAUGUCAGUGGAGCGGAAGAAGAUUGAAAAGUUGAAAGCACAGUUGCACAUACUUGAUGUGGGAGAUGAUGAGCCAAAAAAUACACACACACUCUUUGUAGAUGAUGAAAAAGAAGCCAGAAAGACAAAUCCAGCCAAGUUGUUGGACACGCAUCCGGCUCUGCUCGGCAGAAGUUUCAAUCGCCUGCGCUCCUCUCAGUUAUCUCUUCUCAAUAAUCUGGUUGAUCCCUCAUCUUUAAAGACACUUUCCAAUUCCAAGAAGAAGGCUUACAAGGAAUUAGCUCAUAGGAUUGAGAGGGAAAACAAGCUUCGGAUUAUGCAAGCAAAACUGGAAGUGCGGAAGAAGCUGAUGAAAAACAAGGCUAUAAAUGGAGAAAAACCAAAACUGAUACAAGCCGGCACCAAUGUGAUGGCACCGGUGUACAAGUGGCCUCAACAGCGGAAGAAGUAGAUCUCUAACUGCCCAAAUUAUAAAAAAUUAUGAAAUUAAUGAUUCAAAUACAUACACAAUACUUAAGUGUUAUCAUUUAGUAACAAUUUGAAAAUAAAAUUCUGAAAUUACA
Molecule: messenger RNA, 1140 nt
Organism: Procambarus clarkii (red swamp crayfish)
Lineage: Eukaryota; Metazoa; Arthropoda; Malacostraca; Decapoda; Cambaridae
Product: probable U3 small nucleolar RNA-associated protein 11
Biological process (GO): rRNA processing
Cellular component (GO): small-subunit processome; nucleolus
Source: RefSeq, a predicted model, not a curated record